CCUUGACACACACAUUGUGCAUUUGUACCAUAUAACAUACGGAGACACAGACCCAGAAAUGGCUUCUCAUCUCUCCCUCUCCCUCCUCCUCCUCCUCAUCUUCUCCAGACUCUCAGGUGCUUAUCGUGUGUCUGUGAAGACAGGAGGCUCCACCACCAUCCCAUGUCGGUAUGAUCUGAAAUACAAAACACAUGUGAAAUACUUGUGUAAAUUAGAUUUUUUGAAAAGAUGCUCCCCUGAUGUACAUACUGAGAGCAUACAUAAGGCCUCAGUCUAUGAUGACAUCAAGAAGCAAACCUUCACUGUGACCAUGACUGAUCUGGAGCCAGUGGACUCUGGACUUUACUGGUGUGCUGUGGAGAUCAUUGGUGGAUCAAAUGUCAUGAUAGAAAGAUUCCAACUAUUUGUCACUGCUGGUACUCCAAAACUCUAUGUGGACCAAUGGGAGGUGACUGGAGUUGAAGGAGGGAGUGUCAUUGUAAAAUGUUACUAUAGUGACACUGGAAAUAGGAAGUGGUGGUGCAGGAUUGGUGUCAAUUUUUCCUGUGAGAGGAAUUCUACGACUAUAGAGACCAGACAGCAGACCACUGAUGCCACCAGAGGAAACGUCUUAACGGUGACUAUGAGUGGUUUGAAGAUGGAGAACACUGGCUGGUACAGGUGUGGAGGGGGAGACUUUAUGAUGCCUGUUCAAAUCACUGUCAGACAACAAACCACCACACAAAGUACCUCUACUAUGACCACAACCCAAGCUCCAACCACUGAACAAUCCUCUUUCUCUCCAACUGCUGAGCCUGUUCAGACUGACAACACAGUCCAAGGACCUGAGGGAGGCAAGGAGAAGGACACCAUGGGUUCCAUACAUCUAAAAGUCCUACUGAUUCCUCUGGGCAUGUUGGUGGUGGUGAUGGCUGGUGUCCUAGUCACAUGGAAGAUGUGGAGAAAGCAUAAGGACAAUAAGGCCAUGGACCAGACAACAAACACCUCAGUGCAGGACCCAUUUCCUGACCAUGGUGAUGAUGUGACGUACAGCACUGUUGUCACCAAGAGGAGGAACCAGCUAAAUGUACAGACCAAGGUAGAACCUGAUGAUAAUGUGGUCUACAGCUCACUAGCCCUACAGCUGGACCCAUUUCCUGCCAAAGGUGAUGAUGAUGUGAAGUACAGCAGUGUUGUCCCCAAGAGGAGGAACCAGCUAAAUGUACAGACCAAGGCAGAACCAGAUGAUAAUGUGGUCUACAGCUCACUAGCCCUACACCACACAGCAGAGGGCAGCAACACAGCAGUGACUGACUAGUGAAGAUCUUGGUCCCAAAGAGUCCUUAUCCUGGAAGGACAUCCCACUCCCCCUCCUGUGUCACAACAUGAGUCAUGACUAUCUAUCUGCCUCCAACAUGCUUCUUCCCACACCUCCUAACCCACCUGUCUCCUUGUUGUGUCCAUUAACUACUGAAGACA
This is a messenger RNA of Salmo salar (Atlantic salmon), 1458 nucleotides long. Lineage: Eukaryota; Metazoa; Chordata; Actinopteri; Salmoniformes; Salmonidae. The record is from RefSeq and is a predicted model, not a curated record.